AUGUUUCGGACAUUUCAGGAUCUGGAUAAAAACGCUAACUCCCAGAGACAUGUGUCCGAUCUGUACGAGGACCUCAGAGAUGGACACAACCUGAUUUCGCUGCUGGAGGUUCUUUCGGGGGAAACACUGCCGAGGGAGAAAGGACGGAUGCGUUUCCACAAACUACAGAACGUUCAGAUCGCUCUGGACUUCCUCAAACACAGACAGGUGAAACUCGUGAACAUCCGGAAUGAUGACAUCGCCGACGGCAACCCCAAACUGACCCUGGGUCUGAUCUGGACCAUCAUCCUGCACUUCCAGAUCUCGGACAUCCAGGUGAACGGUCAGUCCGAUGACAUGACGGCCAAAGAGCGGCUGCUGCUGUGGUCCCAGAGGAUGGUGGAGAAUUAUCAGGGACUCGGCUGCAAAGACUUCACCUCGAGCUGGAGGGACGGGAAGCUCUUCAACGCCAUCAUCCACAAGCACAGAGCAUCAUCCACAAGCACAGGUGAGGGGUCAGAGCAUCAUCCACAAGCACAGGUGAGGGGUCAGAGGUCAUCAUCCACAAGCACAGGUGAGGGGUCAGAGCAUCAUCCACAAGCACAGGUGAGGGGUCAGAGGUCAUCAUCCACAAGCACAGUCGAGGCAUUGGCCGCAUUCAAGACCCGCUGCUGCAGAACCAAGACCUGGGCCGCAUUCAAGACCCGCUGCUGCAGAACCAAGACCUGUUCAAGACCCGCUGCUGCAGAACCAAGACCUGUUCAAGACCCACUGCUGCAGAACCAAGACCUGGGCCCCAUUCAAGAUCCGCUACUGCAAAACCAAGACCUGAGCCGCAUUCAAGACCCGCUGCUGCAGAACCAAGACCUGGGCCCCAUUCAAGAUCCGCUACUGCAAAACCAAGACCUGGGCCCCAUUCAAGAUCCGCUACUGCAAAACCAAGACCUGGGCCGCAUUCAAGACCCGCUGCUGCAGAACCAAGACCUGGGUUGCAUUCAAGACCCGCUGCUGCAGAACCAAGACUUGGGUUGCAUUCAAGACCCGCUGCUGCAGAACCAAGACCUGGGCCGCAUUCAAGACCCGCUGCUGCAGAACCAAGACCUGGGCCGCAUUCAAGAUCCGCUGCUGCAGAACCAAGACCUGGGCCCCAUUCAAGACCCGCUGCUGCAGAACCAAGACCUGCGGAUCAAGGACUUUUGA
Molecule: messenger RNA, 1179 nt
Organism: Knipowitschia caucasica
Lineage: Eukaryota; Metazoa; Chordata; Actinopteri; Gobiiformes; Gobiidae
Source: the annotation of a GenBank genome assembly